Messenger RNA from Tarenaya hassleriana, 1719 nucleotides. RefSeq names its product protein ESKIMO 1-like. The coding region runs from base 147 to 1649 and encodes 500 amino acids. The record is from RefSeq and is a predicted model, not a curated record. The transcript has 5 exons. NCBI's taxonomy places the organism in Eukaryota, Viridiplantae, Streptophyta, Magnoliopsida, Brassicales, Cleomaceae. Gene Ontology annotation, cellular component: Golgi apparatus. Gene Ontology annotation, molecular function: O-acetyltransferase activity.
AAUACGAAACCUAAUUCGUAUUAUCGAUUUUUUCCCCUUCCGGUCUUGUUUUCGAUUCUCUUAUAUUACCAUCGAUUCUCCUUUCUCAUUAUAUCCUUCACGCGUAUAGAUAUUAAAAAAGCUGUGGAAAGUUUCCUCUGUUUCAGAUGCAACCUUCAAGAAGAAAAGUCCCACUGUUCGACACAGCGGCUGGAAUGAAGCAGAGGAAGAACAGUAAUCUCUCGAUCUUCGUUGUCGUCUUCUCUAUGUUCCUCUUCGGUGUUUUUAUGUACAACGAGGACGUGAAAUCCAUAGCCGAUUUCCCGUUCUCGAGCUCUAAACCCACCGAUGUCCAGGAGAGACCGAAGGAGACGAUCCUGGUUGAUCAAGAAUCGAUCAAGAACGCAAACCCAGAUCAAGAAUCGGCGAAAAACGAAGAUCCAGCUCAGGAAUCUGUCAGGAACACCGACGAAACGAAGAUUAUGACGUCGAGAGAGAAAGAGAAAACCGAGGAUGUUAAGGAAGACGAAGAGGAGGAGGAUAAGAAGAUAGAGAUGGCGGUGGUUCCGGAGAAAGAAGACGACGGAGACGUGGAGAUUCCGCCGGAGGAUUGCGAUCUCUUCACCGGAGAAUGGGUGUUCGACAACGAGACUCAUCCGUUGUACGAAGAGGAUCAGUGCGAGUUUCUUACGGCGCAAGUGACGUGCAUGAGAAAUGGGAGAAAAGAUUCUCUGUAUCAGAACUGGAGAUGGCAGCCCAGAGACUGUUCUUUGCCAAAGUUCAAAGCGAGAUUGUUGCUGGAGAAGCUGAGGAACAAGAGACUGAUGUUCGUGGGGGAUUCCCUCAACAGAAACCAGUGGGAAUCAAUGGUCUGUUUGGUCCAAUCUGUGAUUCCUCCUGGCCGGAAGACCUUGAACAAGACCGGUUCUCUCUCCAUCUUCAAAGUCGAGGAUUAUAAUGCGACGGUGGAGUUCUACUGGGCACCAUUUUUGGUAGAGUCGAAUUCGGAUGAUCCGAACAUGCACAGCAUCUUGAACCGUAUAAUAAUGCCGGAGUCGAUCCAAAAGCAUGGAGUCAACUGGAGAGGCGUUGACUUUUUGGUCUUCAACACCUACAUAUGGUGGAUGAACACUUUCUCUAUGAAAGUCCUACGAGGAUCGUUCGAUAACGGGGACACGGAGUACGAAGAGAUCGAACGGCCGACAGCGUACGGGAGGGUGUUGAAGACUUGGGGAGACUGGGUUGACCAAAACAUUGACCCUAACCACACCACUGUCUUCUUCAGCAGCAUGUCUCCUCUCCAUAUCAAGAGCUUGGAUUGGGAGAACCCAGACGGUAUAAAGUGUGCGUUAGAGACCAGACCGAUUCUAAACAUGUCGAUGCCGUUUAGCGUGGGGACGGACUACAGGCUGUUUGCCGUAGCGAAAAACGUCACGCAUUCUCUCAAGGUCCCGGUUCGCUUCCUGAACAUCACUAGACUCUCCGAAUACAGGAAAGACGCACACACUUCGGUUUACACCAUCCGGCAAGGGAAGAUGCUGACGGCGGAGCAACAGGCCGAUCCGACAACCUACGCAGACUGCAUCCACUGGUGUCUCCCGGGCUUGCCCGACACAUGGAACGAGUUCCUCUACGCUGGUAUCAUUUCACGCUCGUCACCCCCUUUGUAAGUUUUUCUUCUUACUCUUCUGGGGUUGUAACGGUGAAAUGUUAUUAUAUUUUUCCACUUUUGAUGAUUCA